UCCACCUCUCUCUCUACAAAAACCUCCAAAUCUCGAUCUCCCCCCCUCCUCUGAUCUCUCCGUCGCCAAUCGACCACCAAACCCACCCCCUCUGCUCGGAGUCCUCGUCGCCAUGCGCCAUCUCCGGCCACAGCCUUCGCCGUUUCCUCUUCCUUCUCCUCCAUACGCGCCUCCAGCUCCUACCUCAGGCGAGUCCAGCCGCUGCACCAAUGGCCAGCCCCCUCCCUUCUCGUCCUCUACCGGCGAAAAGCGCCGCCGUCGACGGAGACGGCCAGCCAAGCCUCCACGUAGCCACUCCAUCCUCCGUCCUCCAGUCACCUUCUUUCUCCCCUUCAACGAACGUCCAACAGCCGCGACACAGCCUCGACUCCUCUACCACAGGGAUAACUCCGGCAAACCCCUUCGGUGUUCCAACUAUGCAACCCUUCCUCAUCGAAAAUGAAGAACCGGUCUUCAGGUUUGAUCCCGUGUUCGAAAUAUGUGUGUGAACUUUAGUAUUAUUUCUUCAUCUGUGUCUCUCUUAAGUGUGGCCACGUUUGAUUUUUGCUGAAUAAAUGUGUUGAUUUUAAGUCUGUGAUUUUUAUUCGACCCUAUUUGCAUGUCCUGCUUGAUUGAAAUUUCGUGACGCUUAACUUGAAUGGUGAAUCAAUUUGUUCGUCACUCUCUGGUAUGUGCAAACACGCCUAACUUCUUGAAACUUCACAUUUUUUAUGCCUCUUAGUUAAUAUGGGUAAUUUUGUAUGGGAAAAGCAUGUAUGUGACGAUUCGAGGAUUUUUUCGUAAAUAUUUAAUCAGGCUAAUAUGUGCACAUUUUGACUGUUUGGUUAUGAUCCUGUACCAAUUUGAUUUGAGAAAAUCAUCUUAGUAAUUAAUUUUUUAUUUUUUGGAUUUUGUCAUAAAUCUUUAAUAAGGCUAAUAUGUGCACGUUUUGACUGUUUGGGUAUGAUCCUGUACCAAUUUGAUUUGAGAAAAGCAUCUCAGUGAUUAACUUUUUAUUUUUUGGAUUUUUUCGUAAAUCUUGAAUAAGGCUAAUAUGUGCACAUUUUGACUGUUUGGGUAUGAUCCUGUACCAAUUUGAUUUGAGAAAAGCAUCUCAGUAAUUGAUUUUUUAUUUUUCUUGCCUUACUUGGUUGACAGACAUCCCCUCACACGUUAAUUAUGGUAGAUUUAGAUACCUCUUCUUGAUUCCAUUUAAUAAGUAGGAAGGAUCUCUUUUUUCUUGUUCUAUUCAUGGAAAUUUCAAAUGUUAUAAUAGGGUAUUAUUUAUUUAUGGUAACUAUAGCAUGAUUGGUGGAACAGAUUGAUUUACCCAAUCCAUUUAAGGGAACAAUCCCCUUAAUUGAUUCAUUAUAUGUUCUUCUUCCAUUAAAUAUUAUUCUUCCUUCAUUAUUUGGGAUUGUGGACGGCCCUCCUCACUAUAUAAACUCACCAUUCUCUUUCUCUAAGAGGACAAACUUCUCCUCCGCUAUUACUCCCUCUAUUUUCUCUUAAAAGUACUUUGAAGUUCUUUGGCACUUUAGAUUUCGAAAAACAUUUGUUCUUGUCCUUGCUGCAAUUGCUUUGGGUUCUAUUAUUAUUGUUUGGUGCCUAAUCGGUUAGUCUCUAUCGACGCAUUCUUUUCUUAUUUUGUAGCAUUUGUGAUAUCAAAGCAUAGAAAGCAUGUCUAUAGGAACUAAUUUAAAAUAAUUAUGAUUUUGCUUUUUUCACUGUCAUAACGAAGAUUAAAAAAAGAAAAUAAUAGCUUACUAGAGUGUACUAUAACCAGUUCUAGCUGUUUUCUUGAACAGUAGCACAUUUGGUGCAAGUUGAAGACAUUCUGGGUAUUGCUUUUUGUAUUUUCUUGUUCUGUGUUUGCUUUGUUUGACUGUCAUUUCUUGUGAAAGUUUUGUCAUAAUUGAACACAACUCAGGGUUUUACUUUUCAUAGCUAUUUUCUACUUUCUUUCUAAUAUUUUGUUGGGUUUUUGCUUUGUUUCUUGCAUGAAAAUGUAAGUUCUUCUUCCCCAUUUUCUUUUUUUGGGCCAAGGAGGGUGAGUGAUGUGGUGGGCAAAGUGGCCAGUGGGGGGUCUUUUGUUUAAUUCUUUCCAAAUUAAUGUGAAGAUAAUGUUUGAUAGAAUCUUAUUGGGAAGACAAAGUGUGUGAAUCACAUUCAGCAGAGUGGGAGAAAAGGUGAAGAAAUUUAAAUGAAUGAGAGACAACCUCAAAGGCCUUGUGGUUGUGUGGGCAUUUUCUUUCAGCUCUUUGAUCAGAACCGUAGAUUUGCCAAGACGCUAUUUCCAAAGAAACUGCUUUCACUAGCUUGCUUGAAACAAGCUUCAAAAAAGUUUGGAGGGGAUGAGAAGCAGCCAAAGCUUCAUUUGAUUGCUGAUGAGAACAGUGGGGGCUUUCCAAAUGCAAAGAAUAAUGGAAUAACCGAUAUACGUUGUGAAAGCAAGCGCGAAAUGAAAGCUCCAAGUUUGGUUGCUAGGCUCAUGGGUUUGGAAUCGAUGCCAGCAGGAUCAGGCAGUAAACCCCAAAAGGCUUCAGCUUCUGAAACUUGGAGCAAUGUGGAAGACAAACUUGGUGCUCGACCUGGCGGAACUGAUAAAGAAGAUAUUGAUUUUGAGAUGGCCGAAAUAAAGAGUUCAGAACCAGGUUUGCAAAGGUUUAGAGCUAAAUGUGCUCUCACUUAUCCUACUAGAUAUUUUUCUCCUUUGGAAGAUGAAGCAGAUUUAGUUGGGAAUUCACUUGAUCACCAUUCAACUGACAGCUACCUCUCCAGCAGUCCCAAUAGUAGCUCAAAGGACAAAGUGCUUGAUGAAUCAGUGGACUCUGUUGAUGAUGAACCACUCUUUCCAGAACCUGAUAGAGAUCUUUCGGAUUGUGAGACCUCAUUAUGCACUAGGAGGAGUUGCAGAGAACUGAUUCAUAACAUUUCUGGAGUGCUCAGCAAGAUUAAUCAGUUAAAAGGAAGCAAACUCAGCUACGCAAAACAGGUCAUUUUGAAUGCUGAACUCAUAUUUGGAACUACACCUCAACAGUAGGCUCUACCUGUAGAGGAUGGGUUCUCUUUGAGCCAUUUUCUCCUCAAUGAACAUGAAAUGUUUUUGAGUUUUCUGUGGAUGGCUUUCGGUGAGUUGCUUGGCUGUAAUGACCCAAAAUAGAUGAAUCAGCUUAAAGGAUUCACCUUUGAUUGUCCAUUAGAGUACCUAGACUCAAAAUUUUCUCUAAUCUCUGAUUCUGGUUUCAGAAUCUG
Capsicum annuum is the source of this 3234-nucleotide messenger RNA. RefSeq lists its product as uncharacterized. The coding region runs from base 2183 to 3022 and encodes 279 amino acids. The transcript is spliced from 4 exons. NCBI's taxonomy places the organism in Eukaryota, Viridiplantae, Streptophyta, Magnoliopsida, Solanales, Solanaceae. The record is from RefSeq and is a predicted model, not a curated record.